Messenger RNA from Dentiscutata heterogama, 573 nucleotides. Lineage: Eukaryota; Fungi; Glomeromycota; Glomeromycetes; Diversisporales; Gigasporaceae. The record is from the annotation of a GenBank genome assembly.
AUGCCUGAAAAAUCUGAAAAUAACUGGCCACCAUGUUGUUCGAUUAUUCGUUAUGAUGUUCAAAAUGAUAUUAUUGAGAAAAGAGCUCGCCAAAUGAUUGAAAGUUCUUAUAGAAUAUAUUUAAUUUAUUACAUUAUAUUGCUUUUCAAUCUUGGUGCAAUAAUUGCGACGGCCGUACAAUAUGGUAUUUCAGAAGGCUUUGUUCAAAUUAUAAUCGCUACGAUAUAUCUAGCGAUAUGGCCAAUUGCAGAUUUCGUUUUUAGGCAUAUGAAUUUGUACCAAGGAUUCAAAAACGAAAAUAAAAAGGCAUUCCACUACUUCUUUUUUACCGCACUAAUAGAUGUUAUAUUUGGGCUAUUCCUAUGCACAGGUUGGUUCUUAAGUGGUUGUGGUGGCAUCAUCGCAACAAUCGAGAACUUUAACUAUGGCAGGAUUUUGGCUGGUGGAUUUACGAUUGUUAGCACGGUGUUAACAUUUGGGCAUGUUAUAUUACACUUAAAGUUAUGCCGAGAGGUUCGAAUAUUUUAUAUAACAAGAUGUAAAGACGAAAAAACCGAAAUUGAUGAUUUUUGA